Molecule: messenger RNA, 5683 nt
Organism: Polychytrium aggregatum
Lineage: Eukaryota; Fungi; Chytridiomycota; Chytridiomycetes; Polychytriales
Exons: 11
Coding region: 28-5535 (1835 amino acids)
Molecular function (GO): protein binding
Source: RefSeq, a predicted model, not a curated record
CGCAUCCCCCCCCCACCAGCCGUCGGGAUGCUCUCCACCAAGCAAUACACCGCGGGCUACCUCGCCUCGGUGUCCAGUCCAGAACAGCGCAAGCUCUUUGAAAAGAGCGUGCUCGAUAAGGAAAAUCAGCACCGCCAGAUCUUUGCCCAAAAUCCAACCUCGGCAGAGGUCAAGGAUCCGCUCGUCUCGCUUCUCCCGGUCCAUCAGACGGACCCCGCUAUCUGGAAAUUUACGCCUGCCAAUGACUCGGUUCCCAAGAUCAUGCCCCGCUCGGAGGACAUCCCCGUCGAAAGCGCGUCGAUCGGCAGCGCCAAGGACUUUCGUGAAAACUGGAAGGCCUUCAGCGAAGUCAUGCUCGAAACCAUCGACUGGAACAACGUCAUGGCUGCCGGCGGAUCCGUUCUUGCCUGCCUCGAACCUCUCCCCGCGGAGCACGCCGGUUCGGGUGCGCAGAGACGCAAGUACAUGCGCUCCAAAUUUCCGUCGUCGGACUUGGACCUGUUCAUAUAUGGGCUUGACGAAGACCAGGCCAAGCAAAAGAUGAUGGCCAUAUACAACGCUCUGCUGGAUGUGAUCCCCUUUGAAGUCACCGUGUUUCGCUCUCCGCAUGCCGUCACUCUGGUGUCUCAAUAUCCGUACCGACACAUCCAAAUUGUUUUGCGGCUCUAUCGCUCGCCCGCAGAGAUUCUCAUGGGCUUCGACGUCGACUGCUGUGGCGUCGGCUUUGACGGCCAAAAUGUGUAUGCCACUCGCCGUGCGCAUCUGGCGAUCAGCUCCAAGGUCAACUGCGUUGACAUGAGUCGUCGCUCCACCUCCUACGAAGUGCGCCUAGCCAAGUAUGCCGAGCGUGGAUACGAGAUUGCUGUCCCUCAGCUCCAGAGAGACAGGAUCGAUCCUCAGGUCUAUGAGCGCAGCUUUGAAAAGGUCCAAGGUCUUGCCCGCCUGCUCCUGUUUGAGAGCCUCAGUUCGCAGGGAGCGCGAAUGACGUUCAAGGAACAGCAGCGCACACGCCGCCUCCGGCCAUCCCACGACAAAGCCGGCGCCCAUCGACGUCUUGCCUACAGACGCAACCAGGAUCUCACGGCUGGCGGAGUUGAUUCCAACGACUACAGCACGCUCUUUAUGCCCUAUGGACCAGGCUGGACAGCCGAAAAGAUCCGCAAGAAGGCCUACAAGAAGGACUACAUCCUCAACAACCCGUACCUCAUGCACAAGUUUCGUCGCACCCGGCACCACCAGCACCCAUGCUUCUUUGGCACCAUGGAGGAUGUCAUGGAGGACUGCUGCGGACAAUGCCCCCCUCUCCCGGACGACUACGACCCAGAGGAAAAGAACAUAUUUGUGUUUGGGCCACUCGGCUUCAUCAAGGACGAUCCCGGACGACAGCAGAUUGGUAGCUUCCAUCCUGUCGACGACAAUGAGUGGACCAAGGAUGCUUAUCUGCCCGACGGAAUCUACGACUGGCUGCAAUACAUUGCCGACGACAAUGUCCAAGCACUCAAGCAGCACACAGCCGCCGAGGAGUUCGAUUUCGACCAACGCGAUUGGCUCGGCCGCACGCUGCUCCAGGUUGCUGUGCUGUGCAACUCCAUCAAGGUCGCCACUUACCUCAUCGACAAGGGAGCCUCUAUCAGCCUGACGCUCCCAGACGGAAGAAAUCCCCUUCACAUCGCCUCCGAGUACGGCUAUGUUGAGAUACUCGAUAAGAUCGUCGAGCGCAACCGGGCCAACAUCAGCAAAAAGGCCCAGGAUGAAGAAAAGAGGCACGACUCGCCUGAUCAACCGGCAAAAAAGAAGCUGAAGCUCUCGGAAGAAGACGAGGGCGAGAUAGAUUCGGUCACCCAAGACGACCUCAGCGAAGAAGAGGACUAUGUCAGCGUCGAUCCGGCCGAAGCCACCAAGCCUAGCAAGGCUCAGGGUGGCGAGGCCAAAGGAGACGAGGAGGAGGAGAUCAAGUACGACAUUAUCGACACUGCUUUUGUUGACUGGGAUAUGAAGAUGACUCCGCUGCACUAUGCGUGUCUCCACGGCCAGCGCGAGGCCUUUGAGCGCCUCGUCGAGGCCGGGUGCUCCAUCAGCCAAAAUGUGGAGAUCAAGGUCAACGACUGGUCUCCAAAGCGUAUCUACACCCUGUUUGAUCUUGCUUUAGCAUGCAUUGAUCGGGAAAAGCAGAUCGGAAUGAUAGAAGCCUUGAUCGCCCACAAAGUGCCGCUCGAUAGGCUCAACACAAGCCGCACGGACACGAUUUGGCACAGGGCCGUCACAGAGGAGCGCAUGGACAUCAUUCAGAUUCUUUCCUCGAGCAAUCACAUCGAUCGAGAGGGGCUGGUCGAGUCGAUGAACCUGAUGAAUGCUUCCAAGACCACGCCUGUGGCUCUCGCCGCACAACUCGGCCGGCCAACUAUUUUGAAGGCUCUUCUGGAUGCCGGCUGUUCGGCUGAUAUUCCGGUCGAGUCAUGCUCCAAGUUCCUUUCGGCUUCCUCCGGCGAUUGGUGGUCCGUCAGAGACUACCAGAAUGAUCCGAAUGUUAUGAAAUCCAUGAUUGCGCAGCCGCUGAAACUGGCCAUUGACAGAGGCCAUCAUGAGUGCGCUCGAUUGCUGAUUGAACACGGUGCCGACGUGAACUUUGUCACGUCGAGCCCCAGUGAGGAAACUGCCCUCGAUGCUGCCGACAGAGCCAUCGGAUCUGCCACAAAAGCGGUCGCUAUCAUGCGGGAGAAGCAGUCCAAUCCUGAAGCCGUCGCCGACGACCCACUCAAAAGCCUCCGUGAUAGGCUCAAGCGUGCCGCUCCAAAUUCUGUGGAAGAAUUCCUGCUCGACAAGCUGAUCAAAGCCCAGGAGACCACCAUCACGACCGACGUCAAACCCACCGAAGACCCAAGCUUGCCCCGCGACGACUGGGUUCAGGCUCUUGAAGAUGACCACGACGACGCCCCCGCGGUCGUGGAGGGCUGUGCCACCCCUGAGGAAAGGAAGCUCUUCCAGGUGCUUGUGGCUGAACGAACUCUCCGUCGCCUGAAGCUCUGCCGUGAUGCCCUCAUCUCGAAGGGCGCUAGCACUGCGGCCGACCUUAAAGCCCAGCAUUUGGAUGCUGAGACACUGAAGCAGCAAAAAGAGUUGCAGGCGUUGGUCCAGCUGCAGAACCAAACCAUUGCCGAUGCACAGCUGAAGCUGCUGAAGCUGAACCAGCAAAAUGCUACCGUGCUGCCCUCUCUUGCGCCGGCUCCCAACCCUUUGCAUCAGUUCCAGAUCAUGGAUCGAUCGCCUGGGGCGUACUCCAGCGUUACAUACACCAAUAUUGAAAGCAAGCUGUCGACGGCAUAUCUUUCUCUCUUUAGGGCGUCCUGGAAGGGCGAUGUCACGCAGAUCCGUAAGCUCACCGUCGAUGCCCCAGACAAGAAACAGCUACUCGUCUACGUUGUCCACAUCGGCCUCUCGGUAACCCCGCUGAUGCUGGCCACCUGGCGCGGUCACAGCGAGGCUGUCGCCGAGCUUCUCCGCAUCGCUCGCUUGCAACGAUCCAAGAAGGAUGCUUCUGAAUCGGACAAGCCCACGCGCGCUGUCAUCAACAACUACGAGGAUGAAGAUAUGGAUGAGGAAAGCAACCCCUCCGAGCCAGACGUAGAUGCCGGUGGCUCCGAUCCCAACGACGACGACAACGACGACGACGAGGAUUACGUCGAAGACGGUGAGGCGCCAUCAGUGCGCACGGUCACCGCCACGACCAAGGCCACCCUGCUGGACUUGUGCCAAGUCAAGUCGCGCUUCUUCUUGGAGUAUGCCCCCCACGACGGCGUUCUCUCCAGGAAAAUCGACGCCACUGCCCUUGACAUUGCCCUCGGCACCCGGGCCACCGAGGCCGCCAGGGCCAUUCUCGAGGCCCUCAAGGGCGAAAAGGGCUGGGAUCUUACUUUCAAGAACGACGGUAAAAACUAUGGCUCGUGGGCCGUCGGCCAGAUCGGCGUGACCAUUCUGAAGGGCGAUGUCAAGGGACUCCGGGCUCUGAUUGAGCAUGAUCUCGCCGGUCUUGAGCUGUUUGAUGUGUUCCCCGAUAUCCCAAGGCCCAAGGAGCACGAAGCUCCCUCGGAAGCCAAGAUCGAGGAGGCCGCCGGCAAAAAGAGCCGGGUUCGUCCAUAUACAGGACUGAACCCCAAGUCCAUGCAGCUCCCGGCCAAGCCCGAGGCAAAGCCCUUGACGAAUUCGCCCGUGCAGAGCGGGCUGAUGCACCUUGCUGCCGCCUUUGGGCGAGCAGACUUGAUGCAGCGCCUUCUUGACCUGGAGUGGGUCACGGAGGCCGUUACGGUCUUUAUGAGCAACUAUAGCAGCAGUCCGCGUGCGAUUGCGCUCUCUAGACUGCCAAAGGCCGAGCUCACCAAGAUCCUGACAGUGUACUUCCAAGGCCUCUCCACAAACGAUAUGGGAAACCCUUCGCCAAUCCACUGGGCAGUGCACCACAACCGCCCCGAGUCGAUUGCCAAGCUCGCGAGUAUCAUGCCCGCUGCUGCUCUUCGCUCGAUGCUGUUUGAAAAAACGCGCAACAACCAGCUUUUGCCGACCCACUCGGCGGCCAGCUGUGGCAACUUCCGAUGCUUCAAUGCCAUCGUCGAGGCCGCCAAGACAGUGGGUGAGGGCGAUAACAUUGUCACCCACACCGACGGUCUGAGGAAAUGGAAUGUCCUUCACCACGCUGCCUACGAAGGAAGAGUCGAGUUUAUCGAGCAUCUCUUCAAGUUUGUUCCAGCCAACCAGAUAGCCAGCCUCCUGCAGCUGCAGUCCGACACUUACUGCUACACGCCCACGAUGCUGGCUGCUGUCAACGGCCACCGCCGAACCGUCAAGUUGCUGCUGGAUGCCCAGCAGAACCUCGCCAAGAGCGGUCGCCCGCUUCCCGACGACGCCAAGAGCUAUCUCGGCUGUAGCCCCCUGCACCUUGCCAUCCGCGGAGGUUACUUGGACAUUGUCAAGUCCUUCCUGUCCGACAUCGAGACGCGCGGCGUUCCCUCCACAAUGAUGGCGGCAGACGCUCGCCUCGCUGCCCUCGGAGCCGAGGACGCUGGCGGUAUGCAUGCCGUGCAGACUUCGCACCAGAUCAUCCACCGAUCCUUCAUUCAAAGCAGCCUCAAGUCUGCCGAUUUGCCGCCCGCACCCAAGGCUAUUGUUGUUGGUGGCAAGCACAAAGUACCCAAGCCGAAGGGCGACCACACGCCGAGCGAUCACAUCGGCGUGUACCGCUAUCUCCAUGGGCAGCCUGAAGAGCCCCGCCGCUCGCUCACGCCCUUGGAGGCCACCCUCAAGGCGACCCAAGUCGGCAUCCGCACCGCCAGCGGCCAACCUCGAUCCAAGCCGCCUCCGGACUUGGAUAACUCCUCCUGGAGCGAAGUUUUCUCCGCCGGCUCGGGCGGAUACUAUGUCCAGUCCGGAGAUCCGCCCGGCUUGCGCUGGCUGCAGCUUGUCGACAGCGGCGCCGUUUGCUCUGCCACCUGCGGCGACAGCGAAGACGACGCUUCCGACGGCGAUGACGAUAGCGAUUCGUAACUGGUGGUGACUGCAUCCCUUCCCUCCACAAGUGCUGACUAGACCAGAGUUUCAUUCCUGGAGUUAUCGUGCAACGCAUCAGAGAAAGGGCCGGACUGAUUGCCCGCCCCAAUACAAUAUUGCUCUUGGUCUCGCACUUCCGGCGACA